This is a messenger RNA of Centruroides sculpturatus (bark scorpion), 2158 nucleotides long. RefSeq names its product glycosaminoglycan xylosylkinase-like. Gene Ontology annotation, molecular function: phosphotransferase activity, alcohol group as acceptor. The record is from RefSeq and is a predicted model, not a curated record. The transcript has 9 exons. Gene Ontology annotation, cellular component: Golgi apparatus. NCBI's taxonomy places the organism in Eukaryota, Metazoa, Arthropoda, Arachnida, Scorpiones, Buthidae. Bases 202 to 1563 code for a protein of 453 amino acids. Gene Ontology annotation, biological process: protein phosphorylation.
AAGUUUAAUUAAAAUUUAGGAGCGACGUCUAGCGUGAUGUUGAAAAUUUAAAGUCCAUCAUUUGAAUCUUUAGUGUAUGUGUUUUACACGAUUUAGAUAAGUAUGAGAGAGAAAUUAAGAAUAAUUGUAGAGUAGGUUAUGAAGAUAAGGAAAGAUUCAGAAUGAGUAUCAGAUUAGAUGUGUUCAAGAUAAUUAGAAGAAAUGAAACUAAAGAAGAGAAUAUUUGCUGGUUUAGUGAUGUGUAUGACUGUAGUUGUGCUUCUUGGUCUUUACAUACACUUUUUCCAACCUGAAGUUCAAACAUCUAUGGAGCAUAAUGUAAAUUCAAUAUUAAGGACUAAUUUGGAGAGAAAACAUGUUUCUAAUCAAAAUAUCAGAUUAAGAUUUCAAUCUCCAAUUUCUAAUGUUGCUACUUUGACUGGCCUCAAGAUAAAUGCCAAAUUACAAAAUAUGAAUUUUACUAAAUAUCAGAAGAGUUUGUCUUACAAGAAUAUUUUAGAUUAUUUAUGCAGUGACCUUAAAAUGAAGAUUAAAUUAAAACAAUCACCAUGGACAAUAGCUUCAAACUGGGUAACUUCUAGAGAAAUUCAUCCAGAUCAUAGUAAAGAAAUGGGAAGUAUUGUAACUCAAAUGGUAGAGGGUAAAAUAAUUUCAGCAGAUGUCGGCAGAAAAGGAACUCAGCUAAAAAUAAUGUUAACUCUUGAAGGACAACAGAAAGUAGUGUUUAAACCCAAAAGAUUUCCUAGAGAUCAUAUUAUACAAGGGCAACCAUAUGCAGGAGCAGAUAGACACAAUGGAGAAAUUGCAGCUUUUCAUUUAAACAGGCUGUUAGGGUUCAACAGAACUCCUCUUACAGUUGGUAGAAAAAUUAAUCUUCAGUCAGAAAUAAAACCAAUUGCUUCGUCUGCAUUAUUGAAAACUUUUACAAAACAAGAUAACAACAGUUGUUUUUAUGGCCAUUGCUAUUAUUGCAAACCAUCAGAUCCAGCCUGUGGUGAAGGAGAUGUAAUUGAGGGUGCUAUAAUAUUAUGGCUACCAGAAAGAUUUACGCUUAAGAAAUAUCGUCAUCCGUGGCAAAGAACAUAUAGAGAUAAUAUUUCUGCUCGAUGGGAAGUUGAUCAUGGAUACUGUGAACGUGUCAGAUUGAACCCACUUUAUAAGACAGGACCACGCUUAUUAGACAUAAUUGAUGCUUCAAUCUUUGACUACCUCAUUGGAAAUGCAGAUAGACACCAUUAUGAAGUUUUUGCAGAUGCUCCAGACAGCAUGAUCUUACUACUUGACAAUGGAAAAAGUUUUGGCAAUCCUUAUUGGGAUGAAUUAACAAUUUUAGCACCAUUGUAUCAAUGUUGCAGAAUCAGAUCCAAAACUUAUUUGCGACUUCAAAUGUUCAUUAAUCACUUAGAAGAAUCAAUGAAAGAAAUUUUAUCUUAUGAUCCAAUUUCACCAGUUCUUACAAAGCAUCAUUUAGAAGCGUUUGAUCGUAGAUUAAAAACAAUCAUGGCUGCAAUAGAAGUUUGCUGUGAUGAGAAAGGUCAGUCAAAUGUUGUUGUGGAUGUGUGAUAUGCAUUUUAAUGCCAAAAGAACUUGUUACAUAUCAUAAUAUUGAAAUUGGAUAUCUUUUUACUUUGUAUAAAUCCUUAUAUUUGACUAACCUUUUACUUACACAAACUACAUUAAAUGAAUUACUAUUUAUAUGUGAUCCUUUUAUACUUAUAAAACAUUGAAUGUUAUAUUUACUGUAAACAAGUAUUGUUAUGAUGAUUUAAUAAAUAAAAUCUUCAAAUAUAUUUGUUUAAUUUUUAUUAAUGUGACCUAUUUAUGCAAUAAGAAUUUUAACUUUUUUUGUAUUGGCAGCAUUGGCUACAUUGUUGUGCAAUUAAGGAUUAUCUUACUGUCAAGAAGAAUCUACACUUAAGUGUAAUCUGGACUUUCUUGAUUUUCUGUGAUAGUUCAGAUUGCAAUGUCAUUCUCAAAUCAUCUGAAAUGGCUAAUCUCAUACACAUUAGAAUAACCUUUAAUAGGCAAAAUUAAGUUACUCAAGAUAGCUCGUCAUAUUAUUAACUUUCAUGUUUUCAAAAAAAUGAAUUUUUUUUUAAUAAUUUAAUUUGCUAUAUUAUACGGUAAUACCCUGACUUACGCUACCCCGACUUACGCG